Messenger RNA from Cavenderia fasciculata, 2733 nucleotides. RefSeq lists its product as uncharacterized. NCBI's taxonomy places the organism in Eukaryota, Evosea, Eumycetozoa, Acytosteliales, Cavenderiaceae. The record is from RefSeq and is a predicted model, not a curated record. The transcript has 3 exons. Bases 1 to 2733 code for a protein of 910 amino acids.
AUGGAAGAUACAAACAAUAGAGAUAAGAAAAAGAUGAAAGAUAAAGAAGAAGAAAGAGGAAUAGCAGCAGAGGAAAAGAAUGCAUUACAAAAGAUAUUAAAUCAAGUUUAUAUUAGAAAGAUACUAUUUAAUCAUGUCAGUUUGAUUCAUCAACAAUUAGAGAUUAAAGCAGUUAAAUUAACAUCACUCUACACAAUGAUAGAUUAUAUUAAAUAUGGUUUAAGUGAUCUAUUUGUGAAACAUAUUGAUCAACUUUGGAGACAAAUUAGAUUAAAUAAAUUGAUGACAACAUCAAUUUAUUUUAAUAAUGAUAAAGUAUUGGAAUACUUGAUAAAUAGAAUUAAAGAAGAGAUUGCACCAUUUCAAACAAUGGUUAAUAUCGAUUAUGAUAGAAUAUAUGCAAGGGAAUUUACAUCAGAUGAAAAUGAUAAAAAAGAACAAGAAGAAGAAGAUCGACUUAGCAAGUUUGAAGGAUUAUUUUGUGGUGCUAUUAUUGGUAGACCCAAGGUUUUGAGUACAGAGGUAUUCAAUUUAUUGGUCGACGACAAUGUAUUUACCAAAUCAUUGUGGUUAUUGCGUAGCAUGCUGGUGACUGCAGUCUCGGUGGUUGGUGACGUACAAAUCAUUCAAAAUCUGUGCAAACGAUACAAUCUCAAAGAUUCACUCAGAUCUAGAGAUUUGUUUGCAACUACAGAUCUCUCCAAGUUGUUCAAGGAAAAGAGUGAAGAAGAGUUGAUCCAAAUUUUCGAGGCCUACAACAUUGCACAUAAAGAAUACAAUCAUCAUCAUCAUCAUAGUAGCCUUCUUUAUAAUGACAUUUAUAAUCCUCAAAACCAUGAUGAAGAUGAUGAAGAUGGUGAUGAUGAUGAUGAUGAUAGUCAAAUUGAUAAUAAUAAUAAUAAUAAUAAUAAUAAUAAUAAUAAUAAUAAUAAUAAUAAUAAUAAUCCAGCUAAAUUCUUUGCAUCAUUGCUUGGAAAUAUUAGACAAAAUAUCAAGAGAAAUAACCAAGAUGAUGAUCAUAACGAAGAAGAUGAUGAUGAUGAUGAAGAUGAAGACGGAGAAGAUGAUUUUGACGAAAGUUACGGUGAAGAAGAAGAUUUCAAUGAAGAAGAAGAUUACGAUGAAGAUUACGAUGAAGAAUUUAGUGAAAGGGUGAUACAAUUGGUUGCAGAGGCAAUGGAACAAGACAAAAUCAAGGUCAUACAACAUCUGAUCAAUAGACGAUACAAUUUUCAUUCUCUAAAUGUCAUUUCUUCCAACAUUGCAAUAAGAAAGAAUGCGAGAAAGGAAGAAUUACAAAGACUAAGAUUGGUAGAUUCUGACUUUUCAGAACCACCUGAUCCACCCAUUAAAGAGGAUGGAUUGUUAAAAGAAUUUUUGGACGGAACAGAUUUGAAGUAUCUGAAAUACAAUAUUGAAUCAUUGUGUAAAUCCAAAGAUUUUAUCAACAAGAAGUCGAGAUUUGGACUGUCGCUACAAAAUGGAGCAGAAAAUGUUGUAAACUAUAUUUUCCAAGUGGCAGAGCGAGAUGGGUUCAAAAUCAAGUUUCACCAUCUCGAAAGUAUCGAUCCUGUCUUUUGCUCACAACACUAUAUCAAUCUAUUGAAUCAACAUGCUACUUUUGGUGCAACGUAUCCUACCAAUAUUGUCGGCCCCACCAUUAAACAAGCCUCAAAGGGCAAAGAAUAUGUAGAACUAGAUUUUGUACUCGAAUCACCAUUUGCAAAAUCACUUAUCAUGGAUGUUGUUGAUACAGUUCAAUCAAUCAUUUCAAUACCUGGUGACUCUAACUAUCAUUUGAUUGAAAGAGUGGCAGAGUAUGUCGGUCAAAAUACCGAAAAAUGCCUCAUCGAACUACCAUCGAUUCGCAAGUACAUCACCGACGAGUAUUCUUCAACACGUGACCAAUUAGUAUCAAUCAUUGGAAAGAUUCUUGAUGACACUGACUUUGAUGAUACUCAAAACCUACCAGAGUCCUACAACUCGGAUAUCAAUUGGUUUCUACCUCCACCACUCGUCGAAAGAAUGGUCAGUAGCACACAAUAUGUCCCAUUUUAUUUCUUCCUUUCGAGUGCAGCCAUGUCAACCGACGUUGAUCUCUAUCAACGUGUCUAUGAUAUUGGUUAUGAUGAAGAUGGUGAAGAAAACCAAGUUCAUAUGUAUGAUCUAGUUAAAAUCCUUGGAUCACUUGUCAAGGUUGGUCAUUUUAGAUUUAUCAAAGAAUUCCUUGAAGCCACACCAAUCGAAAUGAGUUCAUUAUCUAUUGAACAUUUCAAAAAGGCAAUUAAUAAGAUAUUCAAAUUAUAUUUUUACCUUUUAAAAAAAGAUUUGGAAUCAAAACAACAAAAAGAAAAGGUGAUGGAUGAUAUUGAACAAAAAGAAGAAGAAAAUCAAGUAGAAGAAGAACAAAUAGAUUAUCAACAUCUUGCAAAUGAUAUUUUAGAAUUAGUACCAUCAAGUCGUCAACAUGAAAUCAUUUAUUAUUCAACUGAAUUGACAGAUGAACAAUUUGAUUCACUUUGGAUUAGAUAUUCAGAGGAUUUGGAUAUUCAAAAAUGGUUUACAACAGUUCAUCUCAAACAAUUAAAAUAUGAUGAAAAGUUUGCAAAUCAUUUAGAAAGAAUUUAUAAUCAUCUCAAACAAGAUCAAUUAAAACAAUAUCAAUCAAUUCAAAUUAAAUUAGAUCCACCUCCUUUGGAUUUAAGAUUUAUUGCAAUAUUAAAUCAAUGUUAA